UCCCGCCUCCUCCCUCCUUCUUCUUGCUCCUCCGGCAUCUCCUUCCUUCUUCUCCCCGGAUCUUCUUCACCAUUAUGGGCUUCGGUGACCUGAAAUCCGCCUCCGGGCUCAAAGUGCUGAACGGCUUCCUGUCGGAGCGCAGCUACAUCGAGGGGUACGUGCCCUCUCAGGCGGACGUGGCCGUAUUCGAGGCGAUCUCUACGGCGCCCUCGGCCGACCUGGUCCACGCCCUGCGCUGGUACAACCACAUAAAGUCCUACAACAGCCAGAAGAGCAGCCUCCCAGGUGUGAAGAAAGCACUCGGUCAGUACGGCCCCGCAGGAGUGGCCGACACCACGUCAGGCGCCACCAAGGACGACGAUGACGACGACAUGGACCUGUUCGGCUCCGACGAAGAGGAGGACGCAGAGGCAGCCAGGCUGAAGGAGGAGCGCCUGGCGGAGUACGCCGCCAAGAAGUCCAAAAAGCCCACCCUCAUCGCCAAAUCUUCGAUCCUAUUGGACGUGAAGCCGUGGGACGAUGAGACGGAUAUGAAGCAGCUGGAGGAACACGUCCGCAGCAUCCAGAUGGAUGGACUCCUCUGGGGACAGUCCAAACUGGUCCCUGUGGGUUACGGCAUCAAGAAGUUGCAGAUCGGCUGCGUGGUGGAGGACGACAAGGUGGGCACGGACCUCCUGGAGGAGCACAUCACAGCCUUCGAGGAUUUUGUUCAGUCGAUGGAUGUCGCUGCUUUCAACAAGAUCUGAAAACUAACAUUAAUAAAAAGCACUUCAACACAAAA
Messenger RNA from Cottoperca gobio, 781 nucleotides. It is a transcript of the gene eef1b2, whose product is annotated as eukaryotic translation elongation factor 1 beta 2. Gene Ontology annotation, cellular component: eukaryotic translation elongation factor 1 complex; cytosol. Gene Ontology annotation, biological process: translational elongation. NCBI's taxonomy places the organism in Eukaryota, Metazoa, Chordata, Actinopteri, Perciformes, Bovichtidae. The transcript has 7 exons. The record is from RefSeq and is a predicted model, not a curated record. Bases 75 to 746 code for a protein of 223 amino acids. Gene Ontology annotation, molecular function: guanyl-nucleotide exchange factor activity; translation elongation factor activity.